Molecule: messenger RNA, 6280 nt
Organism: Nerophis lumbriciformis (worm pipefish)
Lineage: Eukaryota; Metazoa; Chordata; Actinopteri; Syngnathiformes; Syngnathidae
Gene: itsn1
Product: intersectin 1 (SH3 domain protein)
Biological process (GO): endosomal transport; clathrin-dependent synaptic vesicle endocytosis; positive regulation of Rho protein signal transduction
Cellular component (GO): cytoplasm; presynaptic membrane; plasma membrane
Molecular function (GO): molecular adaptor activity; calcium ion binding; protein binding
Source: RefSeq, a predicted model, not a curated record
UCCAACAGUCCCUUCAGUCGGUCGGGAUCUCGGAGCCGCCGGAGCAUCACAGGGACGCUUCCCUUCGGAACUUAAAACCGCACGACCAGGGCGCGCCAUUAAGUGGUCGACGGAGACACACUUGACGCGGUCUUCCACCAUGGCGGUGUUACUAUGAGGUGUUGUGUUUGUGAAGACGACUGAGUGAACUAUGGCACAGUUCCCCACCACGUUCACAGGUCCAGACAUGUUCCUGAUCUCGGUGGACGAGCGAGCCAAACAUGACCAGCAGUUUCUCAGCCUCUCCCCCACUGCGGGGGGUUACAUCACAGGUGAUCAGGCCAGGAACUUCUUCAUCCAGUCGGGACUGCCGCCGCCCAUCCUGGCCCAAAUCUGGGCUCUGGCCGACAUGAACAGCGACGGUCGUAUGGACAUCCAGGAGUUCUCCAUCGCCAUGAAACUCAUCAAACUUAAACUCCAGGGUCACCCUCUGCCCCCCACGUUGCCCCUCAGUAUGAAGCAGCCCCCGCUACCUCUACCCCCGCAGAGCGGCUUUGGCAUGCCACCCAUGGCGGCCAUCGCCCCUCCCCUACCUGGCGUGCCCCCGCUUCCGCUGCCUCCGCUGCCCGUCGGGGUGUCUCCGUCUCUCGUCUCGGCAGCACCGCCACCCCUCCCCCAGCCCAUGGCCAACGGAGCCCUUCCCACGGGAAUGAUGCAGCCAAUGUCAGGCUUCUCCCACCCGGCGUCCUCGGUCAGCAAGGCCUCCUUUAACCGUUCCAGCGCCAAGUUGCAGAAGGGGCCAUCAUUUGAUGCUGCAAGCGCUCAGCCUCCACUAGCACAAGUUGACUGGGCCGUCCCUCAGUCGUCAAGGCUCAAGUACCGGCAGCUGUUCAACUCCCACGACAAGAUGAUGAGCGGCCACCUCACUGGUCCCCAGGCGCGCACCAUCCUCAUGCAGUCCAGUCUUCCUCAAGGCCAGCUCGCCUCAAUAUGGAGCCUGUCAGAUAUUGACCAGGAUGGGAAGUUGACUGCAGAGGAGUUUAUCUUGGCCAUGCACCUCAUAGACAUGGCCAUGUCUGGCGUGCCCCUCCCCCCAGUGCUCCCACCAGACUACAUUCCACCUACUUUCAGGCGUGUGCGAAGUGACAGCGUUCAGUCGGACCAGAAGAGCGUCCCGGAGGAGGUGGAGGAAGAGGCGGAGAGCAGCCAGGACAAGAAGCUCCCAGUGACCUUUGAGGAUAAGAAGCGGGAGAAUUUUGAGCGAGGAAACCUGGAGUUGGAGAAGCGACGUCUGGCUCUCCAGGAGCAGCAGAGGAAAGAACAGGAGAGGCUGGCUGCAAUAGAGAGGGAGGAGCAGGAGAGAAAGGAGCGCGAGAGGCUGGAGCAGGAGAGGAGGCGGCAGCAGGAGCUGGAGAAGCAGCUGGAGAAACAGAGGGAGCUGGAGAGACAGAGAGAGGAGGAGAGACGCAAAGAAAUCGAGAGGAGAGAAGCUGCUAAGCGAGAGUUGGAGCGGCAGAGGCAGUUGGAGUGGGAGCGGCAGCGUCGCCAAGAGCUUCUGACUCAGAGAAACCGAGAGCAGGAGAGCAUAGUUCUGCUAAAAGCCCGCAAGAAAACCCUGGAGUUUGAACUGGAGGCCCUGAACGACAAGAAGACCCAGUUGGAGGGCAAGCUGAAGGACGUCCGGUUCCGUCUGUCGGCGCAGCGCAGAGAGGUGGAGCAGACCAACCAGACAAGAGAAACACGCAUCGCUGAGAUCACGCUGUUGCAACAGCAGCUGCACGACUCGCAGCAGUGGCUGGGGAGGCUCAUUCCUGACAAGCAGAGUCUCAACGAGCAGCUCAAACAGGUCCAACAGAACAGUCUGCACCGUGACAGUCUGUCGUCGCUGCACAAGGCUGUGGAGCAGAAAGAGUCCAGCAGACAGCAGAUCAAAGAGCAGCUCGACACGGUGGAGAGAGAAACCCGGGCCAAACUGCUGGAGAUCGAUGCGUUCAACACGCAGCUGAAGGAGCUGAGGGAAAUCCACAGCCGGCAGCAGAGACAGAAACAGAAGGACCUGGAAGGAGACGCACAUGCACUGACGCACACUCACGCGCACGCCCCGAGCGACAGGACGUCCGCCGAGCUUCAGGAGAGCAAUUUGUCCUCGGACGAAGGUCUGACGUGGAGGGAAGAAGCAGCGAGUUCUGCCCUGAAGGCGCCGAGCCCCGCCUCUGCGUCCCACGCCUGGCUCAACAGAGUGACCCAAGAGGAGGAGGAGCGGAAAAGGAGAGGGCUGGAGGAGGAUGAAGAGGGCCGGAAGGCUGCGCUAUCGCUGGAAGAGAAGGACGAGGAGGCCCACAGCAAGAAGGACAUGCAGGAGAAACUCAGCAAGCUGUUCAGCCAGCCUGGCGACCCCUGGGCUUCCACAGGUGAAAAAGCUCCGGCAGCAAGUCUGUUUGAGCAGAAGGCAGCAGUCGGCAGUUUUGAGCAGCAGCAUCCAGUGAAGGUGGUCUACUACCGCGCCCUCUACCCAUUUGACGCUCGCAGCCACGACGAGAUCAGCAUCGCCCCCGGCGACGUCAUCAUGGUUAAGGGGGAAUGGGUGGACGAGUCACAGACGGGUGAGCCCGGUUGGCUGGGAGGAGAGCUCCGAGGGCGGACGGGGUGGUUCCCAGCGAAUUACGCCGAGCGAAUACCAGACAGCGAAGCGCCUAUCAGCCUGCGUGCAUCCGCCUCAGCGACUCCCACCUCCAUCCAGCAGCCCAUCAGCACGCCGCCCCCCGCGCCCGGACCGGCCUCAUCCUCCACGUCGUCCGCUAACAGUAACUGGGCCGACUUCAGCACCACCUGGCCCUCAAAUACCAGCAGCCAGACAGACAGCGAGGGAUGGGACGCAUGGCCAACCUCCUCAGCCGCUCCAAAUCCAUCCCUGAGCGUGCCCUCUGCACAGCAGCGGCAGCGCUCCGCCUUCACGCCGGCCACCAUGACGACAGGCUCCUCCCCCUCCCCCGUGCUCGGACAGGGGGAGAAGGUGGAGGGUCUGCAGGCUCAGGCCUUGUACCCCUGGAGGGCCAAGAAGGACAACCACCUCAACUUCAACAAAAACGAGAUCAUAACGGUGUUGGAGCAGCAGGACAUGUGGUGGUUGGGGGAACUGCAGACUGGACAGAGAGGCUGGUUCCCCAAGAGCUACGUGAAGCUCAUCUCCGCCACCAUGAUGCCGCCGGUCGCUGUGUCAGCGCGCAGUAACAACAGUGAAACCACGUUGCCAGAAAGCCCCCCCAACGGAAAACGCCCAUCCCCCACCCUGGUCAAGCCCACAGAGUCUGGGGAAGAGUAUGUCGCCAUGUACACGUACGAGAGCAGCGAGCAGGGCGACCUGAGUUUUCAGCAGGGGGACGUCGUCAUGGUGACCAGGAAGGAGGGAGACUGGUGGACGGGCAUGGUCGCGGGCAAGACCGGAGUCUUCCCGUCCAACUACGUCAAACCGCGAGACUCGUCGUCAGAGUCUUUAGGACCAGCAGGGAAGACGGGCAGCCUAGGAAAGAAACCAGAGAUUGCCCAGGUCAUCGCCCCCUACUGUGCGACAGGAGCCGAGCAGCUGACAUUAGCGCCAGGCCAGCUCAUCCUCAUCAGGAAGAAGAACCCUGGGGGCUGGUGGGAGGGGGAACUUCAGGCCCGGGGCAAAAAGCGCCAAAUUGGCUGGUUUCCCGCCAAUUACGUCAAGCUGCUCAGUCCCAGCACCAGCAAGACCACGCCCACUGAGCCCACCCCGCCUAAACUGGCCCCUGCCAGCACAGCUGUGUGCCAGGUGAUCGGCAUGUACGACUACGUGGCUCAGAAUGACGACGAGCUGGCCUUCCAGAAGGGUCAGGUGAUCACCGUGCUCAGCAAGGACGACUGCGAUUGGUGGAAAGGAGAGCUCAACGGCCGGGAGGGUCUGUUUCCGAGCAACUACGUCAAGCUCACGACGGACACGGACCCCAGCACGCAGUGGUGCGCCGACCUCCACCUGCUGGACAUGCUGAGUCCCAUGGAGAGGAAGCGGCAGGGAUACAUCCAUGAGCUCAUCGUCACCGAGGAGAACUACGUCAACGACCUGCAGCUCGUCACCGAGAUCUUCCACAAACCUCUGCUGGACUGUGAGCUGCUGAGCGAGAAGGAGGUGGCCAUGAUCUUUGUCAACUGGAAGGAGCUCAUCAUGUGCAACAUCAAGCUGCUCAAAGCUCUCAGGGUGAGGAAGAAGAUGUCAGGUGAUCGCAUGCCGGUGAAGAUGAUUGGCGACAUCCUGACCAAUCAGCUGCCACACAUGCAGCCAUACAUCAGGUUCUGCUCGUGUCAGCUGAACGGAGCCACGCUGAUUCAGCAGAAAACUGACGACAACCCCGAAAUCAAAGACUUCCUCAAGAGGUUAGCCAUGGACCCUCGCUGUAAGGGCAUGCCUCUGUCCAGCUUCCUGCUCAAACCCAUGCAGAGAGUCACGCGAUACCCACUCAUCAUCAAGAACAUCUUGGAGAACACUCCAGAGUCUCAUCCUGACCACAGCCACCUGAAGGCCGCCCUGGAGAAAGCCGAGGAGCUUUGCUCUCAGGUGAACGAGGGCGUGCGGGAGAAGGAGAACUCUGACCGUCUGGAGUGGAUCCAGGCUCAUGUUCAGUGUGAAGGCCUGUCUGAGCAACUGGUCUUCAACUCCGUCACCAACUGUUUGGGUCCCAGGAAGUUCCUCCACAGCGGCAAACUUUUCAAAGCCAAGAGCAGCAAGGAGCUCUACGGCUUCCUCUUCAACGACUUCCUGCUGCUCACACAGGUGACCAAGCCUCUGGGUUCCUCCGGCUCUGAUAAAGUCUUCUCGUCCAAAACGCACCUGCAGUACCGCAUGUACAAGACGCCCAUCUUCCUCAACGAAGUGUUGGUGAAACUCCCCACGGAUCCUUCGGGAGACGAGCCUCUCUUCCACAUCUCUCACAUCGACAGAGUUUACACGCUGAGAGCCGAGAGCAUCAAUGAGCGGACGGCGUGGGUGCAGAAGAUCAAGGCGGCUUCCGAGCUCUUCAUUGAGACGGAGAAGAAGAAGCGGGAGAAAGCUUAUCUCGUGCGCUCCCAGAGGGCGACCGGCAUCGGAAGGCUGAUGGUCAACAUCGUGGAGGGAAUCGAGCUCAAACCGUGUCGCUCGCACGGGAAAAGUAACCCCUACUGUGAGGUCACCAUGGGCUCUCAGUGCCACAUCACCAAAACACUGCAGGACACCUUGAAUCCCAAGUGGAACUCCAACUGCCAGUUUUUCAUCAAGGACCUGGAGCAGGACGUCCUGUGCGUCACCGUCUUCGAGCGGGACCAGUUCUCCCCCGACGACUUCCUGGGCCGGACGGAGAUCCGCCUGGCGGAAAUCAAGAAGGACCAAGGCUCCAAAGGGCCCAUCACCAAGCGCUUGCUGCUCCACGAGGUUCCCACCGGCGAGAUCGUGGUCAGGCUGGACCUCCAGCUGUUCGAGGAGCCGUGACACCCGCGCCGCGGGAAGAAGGCGGACCGUCUGGUUUUAUUUAUUGACCGCCGAGGAACUGGAAGCGCCGGUAAGUGGGAUCAUGCGGCAGCUUGCCAACCUUCAAAAACUGCAAUAUUUCCCUCAAAUGUUCCUCUUUUGGAAAGAACUGAUGCUCGGCCAGACAGCGUUAGCUGCACAUGCUCGUCGCUCCCAUUACGGUUUUUCUCUCCAGUGACAAUCCUGGCCUGAGUGAGUGUGUGUGUGUGUGUGUGUGUGUGUGUGUAUGUGUGUAUGCGUGUGUGUGUGUGUUAAAAGGAGUUGCUCUCUCUCCCCUGCACACAGGUCAUGUCCAGUGUGUAAUGACAAUACUAGAAAGACGAGCGUUCUGAGGGGUGGGCGGGGCCACCGGGGAAAGAAAAAAAGAAAAGAAAAAAAAGUCGUCGCUCACUGUCAGCCAGGGAACAUUUCACUUCUUUCACGCCGAGUCCCGUCUUAUUUUUUUAUGUCGCGGCGAGGGAAGGAGCCGCGUUUUGCGUGUUUAGCUGAUUUUAGACCUCGCUCACUUGACGGAUGAGGCGGUGUGUGUGUGUGUGUGUGUGUGUGUGUGUGUGUGUGUGUGUGUGUGUGUGUGUGCGGACUGAAAACAAUGAAAGUGUCGUAACCCCGCCCUCUCUAGAGACCCCUCCCCCCCUCUCUUCUUCCUCACACUGGACUAAAAGCUGGUUCACACGUUGUGACCUUUGACCUCCUGGCUAGUGUGGAAAUAUGACUACUGAGAGUUAAUAUAUGAUGUACUGUACUGUCUUUUCAUGUCAAUAAACUACACCUGGACCAACA